UUGGGUGAGCCAUAUGGAUUUGUCGUUGACUAUUUCUCUCUGGGAGUUAUAGUCUAUGAGAUGGCGAUUGGAAGUUAUCCAUUUGAUGGCUCAGACACUGAUUCAGAUUCCGAUCCAGGCAAUGAUUCAGAUUGUGAUGCAGACAAUGAUUCAGAUUCCGAUCCAGGCAAUGAUUCAGAUUGUGAUGCAGACAAUGAUUCAGAUUCUGAUCCAGGCAACGAUUCAGAUUCCGAUCCAGGCAACGAUUCAGAUUCCGAUCCAGGCAACGAUUCAGAUUCCGAUCCAGGCAACGAUUCAGAUUCCGAUCCAGGCAACGAUUCAGAUUCCGAUCCAGGCAACGAUUCAGAUUCCGAUCCAGGCAACGAUUCAGAUUCCGAUCCAGGCAACGAUUCAGAUUCCGAUCCAGGCAACGAUUCAGAUUCCGAUCCAGGCAAUGAUUCAGAUUUUGAUGCAGACAAUGAUUCAGAUUCUGAUCCAGGCAAUGAUUCAGGCAACGACCCAGACAAAUAUUUUGAGAACGACCCAGGCAAUGAUUUUGAGAACGACCCAGGCAAUGAUUUUGAGAACGACCCAGGCAAUGAUUUUGAGAACGACCCAGGCAAUGAUUUAGACGAAAUGUGGGAAUACUUCAUCUACAACCAAUGUGCAACUUUCCCUGAGGAUUUCAAUAUGGAACUCGAGGACCUCAUUGGGAACAAACUACUAUGCAAAUGUGCAGAAACGAGAGAGAUGUUUGUUAAAGAUCUACGGAGCCACCCAUUUUUUAAGAGCGUGGAUUGGAUGGAACUGGAGGCUGGAGAAGUAAGCCCGCCAUUUACCAUGAGCACGGUAAGUAUAUGAACCACACAUGGGUCCAAGUCAGUGCAUUGUCCAAUGUUCUGCUUUCCAUAUUCUCCCAGCACAUGAGUGUGCAGAACCAUUUGUAAUAGAAAGGCCAUCCUUGUACAUAAUAUUCAGUAAUAACGUUUCUUUUCUUCACAGUGCCCCCCAGACCUGACGACAGUGAUGACAAUGGAGGAAAUCAUAGAUCCUGCCGAACGGAAGCCUAAUUUCAAAGCAAAGCACCAGAAGCUUUUUUGUGGGUUCUCUUUCACCAGCAGCAGAUGGGGAGAAAUUGAAAGGCCACAGGUGUCAUCAGCUUCCCCUGCAAACUUUGCAGUGCUGUAAAUAAUAUUUUUAAUGCACUACCGAAGGGAUGUAAGACAUGUGACCAGCCUGAAACCAAGGAUAUACUGGGGUUUGUUCCCCCCACCCCCUUAUCUACA
Rana temporaria (common frog) is the source of this 1265-nucleotide messenger RNA. RefSeq names its product serine-aspartate repeat-containing protein C-like. NCBI's taxonomy places the organism in Eukaryota, Metazoa, Chordata, Amphibia, Anura, Ranidae. Bases 61 to 840 code for a protein of 259 amino acids. The record is from RefSeq and is a predicted model, not a curated record. The transcript is spliced from 2 exons.